Paramecium pentaurelia is the source of this 6074-nucleotide messenger RNA. The record is from the annotation of a GenBank genome assembly. NCBI's taxonomy places the organism in Eukaryota, Ciliophora, Oligohymenophorea, Peniculida, Parameciidae.
AUGUUUUUACUUUUCUUUUCACUAUAUUUAGUGAUAAAAUCUACUACAAUUAUAGAACUUUCAGAAGGAAAACCUUGGAUUCCAGAAAAUUGGAUAUCUGAUGAUUAGACAAUAUUUGAAACAUAACACAUUUGUGAUGAUCUUAACGGACCAUAUCUUGGUUUAAUUGACAAAAAUAUCCAUAAAUAACUAUCUGACUUAGGUGCUCAUAGCGAAAUAUAGAUCUCUUUUGAUAUUUUAUUCUCAGGCAGAUGGGAAGGUUCAAGUUACUUCAAAAUUUAUAUUGACUCUACCAACAUAUUUUCUGAAAGUGGUCUAUCUUCAAGUACCUUCUAAACAUCAAGUACAUACUGUAAGUUAAACACAAUUGAGUAAGAAUUUUAAAAUAUAUGAAGUGCUAUUCCUACCAAUUAAAAGUUAAUCACAGUUUACUAGACAAUGUCUCAUUCUAAAAGAAAUCCUUUUAUUGAAAUAAAAGGAUCAUUCAAUUGUGAUAUUAUGGCUAUUGGUGUCUGUUAAUUGGUUUCAAUAAAGAAUCUAGUCAUAUAUCCAACAUAGUGCCAUUUCAGUUGCAAAACAUGUGAUGGGCCAAAUAUAGAUUAAUGUUUAAGUUGUCCAUAUGGAUCUCUAGAUUCUGGUAGAUGUUAUUGUUAAUCUGGACUAUACCAAUAUGCUAAUAAAUGUGUAUUAUCAUGUCCAAAAUAUUAUAUUGCCAAUCUUGAUAAUUAGUGCUUAAUUCAAUGUUCAUUAAAUUGUUAAAUUUGUGGAAAUAAUUCAUGUAAUGAAUGUGAAGAAGGAUACCUUUUACAUUAAGGUAAAUGUGUCAAGUAAUGUCCAAGCAAUAGUCAAUUCAAUGGUAUUAAUAAGUGUAUAGAUUAUAAUGAAAUGAAAUAAUAUGGUAUAUAUAUAUAAUAACAUAAUUGUAGGAUCUGAAUAUUUGGGCAGUUAUUUUUAUAGUUUAGAAAGUAAUUAUUAGGAAUAGGUGAAUAGAUUUGAAUUUUCAUAAUCUUCCACAUAUUCUCUAAUGACUUAAUAGAAAUAUUCAAUUUAUUAAGAUAAAUUAUUAUUAGGUGGUUAUGGAGUUUGGAGUGAAGGAUAUUUUAGUCUUAGUUAUUAUAGUGUAAAUCCACAUAAUCAUUUAAGAAUUUAUUUAGAUGUUUGGUUUAUAGAUAGAUGGAAUGAUGAUAAAUUUUAAAUAAUUGUUGAUGGAACAGUUGUUUAUGAAAAAAACGUCAAAAAUACAGGUACAAAUUAAUUCUAUAGAACCUUUCCUGAUACAGUAGAACACAUAGCAUUAGAUGUUAUACAUAUAUCUAACGACAUAAAUAUACGAUUUGUAUCAAAUUUAAUGAGAUCUCCUUUAGAAGGUAGUAUAGGAAUAACAAAUUUACAUAUAUUAAUUGAUUAUUGUGAUUUUCAUUGUAUUUGGUGUAUUAAUACUUAAUGUUCAUUAUGUGAACCUGGUUAUUAAUUAGUAAAUAAUAAAUGUGCUAAAUGUGAUAAUACUUAUAAUAGGAAAUCAGAUUGUAAUUGUUUGGAAGGUUAUUAUGAAGAUAAUAAAGCAGAAUGUUUAAAAUGUAAAGCAGAAUGUCAAAAUUGUAUAAAUGUUGAUACAUGUAUUGAAUGUAAGACAGGAUCCCAUUUAAUUUCAUUACCUUUAUGUUAAUCUUGUGAAAAUGGAUAUUAUUAUGAUGAUGCAAUGUGUUUAAAUUGUUAAUAUAAUUGUAAAACAUGUUCAACUUUUAAUGUAUGUAUAUAAUGUGUUGAUGGAUUUGUUAAUCCUCCUUAAUGUUAAUGUUAAGAUGGUAUAUUUAAUAUUUAAUAAGGUUAUUUUGAGACUGAAACACAUUAAUGUUAUAAAUGUAGUUAAUAAUGUAAGACUUGUACUUCAUAUGGUGAUUAUUGUACUUCAUGUUCUGGAAAUAGAAUUUCAUUACCUGAUUGUUCUUGUCCAAAGAAUUCACUUGAAAUUGAAAACUCUAUUUGGUGUACAAGUAAUUAUUUAUGUAUAAUAAUUCUAGCAUGUACAAUUGCUAGUCUUAAUAUUUCUUUGAAUUAUGAUUUGACUAUUUUAAUCAUCAAUUUUAUAUGGAAUAUCAAAGAUUUGUAUUUGAAUUGUAAUCAUAUUUUUAAAUCAUAAACUAUUGAAUUGUUUGGUGAAAAUCCUUUAUGUUUUAAGGAUAAUAAUAAGAUAUAAGUUAAGUUAGGACCUAAAGCAAAUCUAAAAUAAGGAGAUCUGAUAGAAUUUUAUCCAAAUAUUAUAUAAUUUGAAAAAUGCUCUACAGUUAUUUAAACCUAUUAUAAUAAUGAAUUAAGAAUUUUGGGUUAAGCUGAUUAAGUUAAAGAAAAGUUAUAAUUUGUUUAAAGUAAGAUUUAUCUAUCUAAGUGUUAAAAAUAGAAUUUAUUAAUAUCAUUUUUGAAUUAGAAUAAUUUUUAAUUGUAAUAAUGGAAUUUGAUAUAGUAUAAGAAAUAAGAUCCUUAAUUGGAUAAUUUUAUGUAAUUCUUAAAUUAAUAAAUUUAAUCAAAUCCAUUUACAUAAUAUUUUGAAUUUAAAGGAAAUAUUUUAGAUGAUGAAAAUGAGAUUAUAAUUGAAUUACAAUAUGUUAGUAUAUUAAAUGAAAUCUAUAAAUCAUAAUUAAUAGUUAUACAAGAAUUUGGUAAAAUCACAACUGAAAUUGCUUAUUAAUAAACUCCAUAUUAGAUCUCCUAAGAAAUUUAAAUAUCAAUAUAUUCAUAAUAUUGUCCACAUCAAAUAUUUUAGAAUUAUGAUAGAGUCAAUUAUCUAAUCUAAAUAGAUGGUUAAUUAUAUUAAUAAGAAAAUUAGAUUGGUUUAUACUAUAUAUUUACUCUUAAAUCAUAAUCUUUAAAAAUAGGAAUAUAUAAUCUUAAUAUUAAAACACUAUUUUAAGAUAAAGUAAUAAAUGAAUAGAUAAUUAAUUUAUAAAUAAUUGAUAAUAUUUAAAGAUUAGUAUUAAAAUCAACAAGUACUACUUUUAAUUAUAGACAAUCUAUCAAUCUAGAGGCUUAUAUAACAAAUAGUUUAUUAAGAAAUGAAUAAUUCAUAUGGGAAUGUUUUGAUGUUCUUGAAAAUGAAUUAUGUAUUAGAAAUAAUCAAACAUUGAAAUUAGGUUAUGAUGGUACUAUUACAAUUCCUGCUUAUACUUUUAAUCCAUUUUAGACAAUUAUUAUAUCAGUGUCAUAUAAAAAUAUGAAGGAAUAAAUACAAUUACAGAUAGUUGAAACUGAUGUACCAAAAGUUGAUUUUGAAACAACUCCAGAUAUUUAUUCUGGAUUUAUCAAUUUUUAUGAUUAAAUAAAUAUUAAAUUGAGAUUUGUGGAUUUGAAUGUAAAUCCAGACACUUUAUAAUAUAUAGGAUUAUUAUAUACAAGUGAAAGAAUUAUAGCUUAAUUUACAUUUGAUUAUUUGGAAUUGAAAUUACAAAUUUGGGAUUACUUAAAAUUAGAAGAAUUAUCAGAGAAAUUAACAUUAAAAAUAACAAUUCACAAUCCAAAUUACUUUUAACCAUCUACAAUAAUUAUGAAUAUCUAUAUCAAUUUACCUCCAAAAUCAUGUAUUGUUAAUAUUGAACCUACUUCUGGUUAAUCAUUAAUAACAGAUUUUACUAUAUCCACUAAGAAUUGUUUUGAUGUUAAUCAAUCUUUAUAAUAUAGAAUACUAUUGUAUUAGAAUUAAUCAGAUUUACAUUAUGAUUAUGCUAUUGGCUAAUUAUAUAAAGGAGUAGUGUUGAAUCCUUAUCAAUAUGAUCCUGUCUAUAAAACUAAAUUAGUUGGGAAGGGUAAAACAUAUUUAGUAGUCUAAGUGAAAGAUACAUUGAAUGGGAUUAGUAAUUAUACUCUAGUUGUAAAUGUUACAUCUACAGAGACAGAAUAAGUUUAAUCAAUGAUGUCAAGUCAAUCAGAUUUAAAAUCUUCAAUAUUAUUUAUGUUGAAUUCUGAAAAUAAUAAUCAAUCAUCACCUUAAUAAUUAACAGACAAAAAAUUAUAAAACACUCUAUAAUAAAGUGAAUGUGAUUGUGAAUACGAUGUUAAUUAAUAAUUAUUUCUCAAAAAAUUAUUAGUAUAAUAGAGUUAAUCUUUAUCAUAUGAUUAAAUAAAUUAAGAAUUGGAUAAAUCAAAAGUAAGACUUAAUGAAAUUGAAUAAUAAUUGAAAUAAUAAAUUACUUUAAUUGAUAAUAGUUAUGAUAGAUCUAAAUAAUUAUUAUAAAAUGUUUUUCUACAUGAAGAAGUAUUAGGAUAUACAUAAUAUAUUGCAGAACUAUUUAAUAAAAAUUAAAUAUCUAAUUAAUUUAGGAGAUAACUAUAUGAAAAUUAAAAUUCAAUUAAAAUAAACAAUCAGUAAAUUAUAGAUUCCCUUAAUGUUAUUACACAAAUACAAUUAAGUUAAUAAAUGAUCAACAGUAAGAAAUUAUCCAUUUAGACUAAUUAAUUUAAUAUAUCUACAUAAAGAGUUACAUCUAAAUUAUUAUAAUAAGCAUUAGGUAAUGUAUUAACAUCUUAAUAAUAACUUGUAGAUGAUGAUGAUGAAACUGAUUAUUAAUAACAAUAAAAUUCAAUUCGUUUUGAAUAUAAAUUGAUUAAAUAUGUCUCUAAUCCUUAUCUAUAUGAUUCAGACUUUAUGGAAAUCAAUAAAAAUCAUACUAAUACUAUUCUUUAUCAUCCAACAGUAUCUUUUGAAGAAAAUUAAACUCAACUUAUUGAUUCUAUGUCAACCUUAUAUUAUGAAUUUCCUAAACCUGAUAAAUAGAAAUUUUAUGAAUGUGUUAUGAAAAUAGAAGAUUCAUGGAGUUUAGAUGCUUGUACUACUACUGAAAAAGAUUUCAAAACUAUUUGUGAAUGUUAGAAAAUAUCUAUAAUUACUCUUAUUGAUGCAAUGCAUUAAUUAGCAGAUUAAUUAGCUUCCUUCUUUUCUAUUGAUACAAUAAAUAAAAUAAAUUAAUGUCAUUAUGAGGAGAUGUUAUUCUUAUACAUAAUAAUCUUAUUUACCUUAAUUUUCAUAUUGUUUCUAUAUAUAGGACAUAGAUUAGAUUAAAAGUAAAUUAAUUCUGGAUCAUUUUUUUCAGCCAAAGUUAUGCCAUAAUCAUGGGAUGAAUUCCCAGAUAAAGAAAGAGCUGGUAGUAUUGAUGAAUUAGCAUAAUUAGAUUUAUAAUAAUAAGGAAAACGAAAAUUGAAAUAAAAUAAUAAUCAUACUAAAAAUAAUAGCAUAAAAAUCUAAAAUAAUAAAACUCUUUCAGAAGAUAAUUAAAAUAGAUAAAUUGAUUCUGCAUGUUCUAGUAAACGUAGUAUGGCUUUAGAUUCAAAUGGACGUUCUGGUAAAGCAAUUGAAGAAACAGAAGGUAAUUAACUUUCAGGUACACCAAUUUUAGAUGAACAAAAAGAACAAAAUUCACCUAAAAGAGAGGAUUCAAUUUUCAAUUCUAUUCAAAAUUAAUAAGUAAAAUUUCAUUAAGGAUUCUUUCUUUAUUUUAAAGUAAUUUUAUAUAUUGAUUUAUUUAGAUUAAUCAUGUUUUAAUGAGUCUUUAUUAUCUUUAUAAUGAAUAAUAAAGUAGAGUAUAUAGAACCAUUAUAGUUUAUAUGUCAAUUAUUGGUGAAAUUUGCAUAUUAACAUUUUUUGGAGAAGUAAUAAUAUAAAUUUUAUGUUUUAGAUUAUUAGUUUAAAUACAAUUUUAGCAUUAUCUAUAUUACAAUCAUUAUUUGGAUUAAUAUUUUGUAAGAUAUUUUCUUUCCUUAUUCAUAAUACAAUGAAAUUCUUAAAGAUUAUAGGAUUGACAUUGAUACUACUUGUUGUUUCAUUUUUCUACUUUAUCUUAUUAGGAAGUUUGGCUCGUUAUAAUUCCAUUAAAGAAUCCUAAUAUUGGGCUUUAGCUUAUUUGACUAGCUUUGUUUUGAAUUACAUAAUAUAUUCACUUUUGGUAUAAUUUACAAUGUUCACAUUUCUAAAUAAAUUCCAUAGUUAUGAGAGAAUUAAGGUAUGUUAUAUAUUUUUGAUUUAAUAGAAAAUUAUGAAGUAUUUACUAGAAGAUAAAGUCUACCAAGAAUUAUAUGGAAAAUAAUGA